This is a messenger RNA of Hemibagrus wyckioides, 1585 nucleotides long. Its product is annotated as small ribosomal subunit protein uS4-like. The coding region runs from base 1196 to 1501 and encodes 101 amino acids. The record is from RefSeq and is a predicted model, not a curated record. The transcript has 3 exons. NCBI's taxonomy places the organism in Eukaryota, Metazoa, Chordata, Actinopteri, Siluriformes, Bagridae.
UAAAGAAGGCGGUUCUGGACAUGCCCUCCAUCCUCUCCUCCACCUCUUUCCCUUCAUCUACAUCAUAUCCCUCUUCUGUCACAUUUCUUGUACUGUCAUCUUCCUCCUCCUCAUCAGAGGUUGGGUUACCAAUCAGAGGUCAGAGUGAGGGUGUAAGUGCACGAUGAAAGGCUGGAGGGUAAUCUUCCUCUGGUGCUCCAGUCCGUGAACUGCCCGUGCAGGAAAACAUCCUGGGUGGACGAGGAGUUCGGGGACAGACUUCGAGGACUCGAAGAGCACAUUCUGACAGCAGUCUCUCGUUGGUGAAUAUUACAAAAACCUUUCCCAAGCUGAAAAAAAAAUUUCGUAUAAUUUUAACACAAAAGAAGUUUGUUUUAUUCAACAAAAACAGCUGUAAUAGUUGUGGUGAGUUGUGUUAUCGUUGUUAAAAACGCAGCAUUAGCUUGAGUGUUUUUCCUCCCGGUUUUCGGUGUUCUAUAAAUUCAUCCUACCCGUGAAUCCGUCCCACAAACCCUCACUGCGCAAACUAAAGUUUCUGCAUCUUUUGUGAAAUGCCCACAAAUCCAUGCUACUACUAGUGGGAUCUUGUGAUUCGUGUACAAUCUUCCGGUGAGAAUAUAAUGCUUUUUUUCUUGUUUGUGUGAUUUUAUGUUAACCUUGAUUGUACAUACAAUGUUACUUUAACAGUCUAUGAACAUAUAAGUAUAUUUCAAGACAGAAUUAAGUACCAACACAAGCGUUAUACAUUUUCUAUGCUAGUUAAGCUAAUGCUGCAUUUUUAUACAAAUAAUUAUUAACCAUUUAACUAGCUAGCCAACUAGUUUUCAUGGCAGUGAAAACACCUAGACUCUUUGGUAAAGAUCAAUGCACCGAGAAUAAGAUAUAGGUAAUAUGAGUACUGGAUGCCAAGCAAAUUCUAAUAUGAUUCUUAAGUGUUCAUAUGAUUCUGUAGAUAAUGGGAAGAUUAAGUAAAACUCAAUAUAAAUGGUCAGGGUUAAUUUUGACUUUGUGGACACUCAAUAGAUUAUUUUGUAUUUGUUGCUAAAUUGCUUGAUUUUUUUCAUAACCACUAAUUCAUCUUUUUUUCUUCACAGAAAUGGAGAAAAAACGGAGGGAGAUUUAUGAUUUUCUUUCUGUGGGAUCAUUUUAAAAAUGAAGAUGGAGAACUUCCUUAUGGAAUAACGAGCAAAGAAGGAUGCCAGUUCAAUCUUCAGUGAGUUCCAUUCAUCACCUCUGGGUGGGCACACUGGUAUCAACAAGACACGGAAUGCCAUAUGUUCCAGGUUCUACUGCUAUGGCAUGUAGGUGGACAUUGAAAACUGGUGUGCGUAAGCAGGUGGUGAACAUCCCAUCCUUCGUGGUGCGUCUGGACAGUCAGAAGCACAUCGACUUCUCCCUGCGCUCUCCGUACGGUGGAGGACGUCCCGGCCGCGUCAAGAGAAAGAACGCUAAGAAGGGCCAGGGCGGAGCUGGAGGAGGAGACGACGAGGAGGAGGAUUAAACCCAAUCAGUACACAGGAGAUGGAUUCUGCUGUCUGAUCUCUCUCUCUGAUUAUUUUCAAUAAAAACAGAAUUUUCUGUCCCA